Molecule: messenger RNA, 765 nt
Organism: Rangifer tarandus platyrhynchus (Svalbard reindeer)
Lineage: Eukaryota; Metazoa; Chordata; Mammalia; Artiodactyla; Cervidae
Source: the annotation of a GenBank genome assembly
AUGGCGGGGUCUGCAUUGAGGGUCGCCGGCCGGCGGCUCAGUCAACACACAGGGUCUGGAGCCCCCGUUCUCCUACGGCAGAUGUUUGAGCCCAAGAGCUGCACCUAUACUUAUCUUCUGGGGGACCGAGAGUCCCGAGAGGCGGUUCUGAUCGACCCGGUUCUGGAGACAGCACAACGAGAUGCCCAGUUGGUCAAGGAGCUGGGGCUGCGGCUGCUGUAUGCGGUGAAUACCCACUGCCACGCGGACCACAUUACCGGCUCCGGGCUCCUCCGGUCCCUACUUCCCGGCUGCCAGUCUGUCAUCUCCCGCCUUAGCGGGGCCCAGGCUGACUGGCACAUUGAGGAUGGAGACUCCAUCCAGUUCGGGCGCUUCGCCUUGGAGACCCGGGCCAGCCCUGGCCACACCCCUGGCUGUGUCACCUUUGUCUUGAAUGACCACAGUAUGGCCUUCACUGGAGACGCCCUGCUUAUCCGAGGGUGUGGGCGGACAGACUUCCAGCAAGGCUGCGCUAAGACCUUGUACCACUCAGUUCAUGAAAAGAUCUUCACUCUUCCAGGAAACUGUCUGAUCUACCCUGCUCAUGAUUACCACGGGCUCACAGUGUCCACUGUGGAGGAGGAGAGGACUCUGAACCCUCGGCUCACCCUCAGCUGUGAGGAGUUUGUCAAGGUCAUGAACAAACUGAACCUGCCUAAACCUCAGCAGAUAGACUUUGCUGUUCCAGCUAACAUGCGCUGUGGGAUCCAGACGCCCCCUUCCUGA